UCGUCCGGAGACAGCUGCCCGUCGUCAAAUCUUCCUGCCCGGGAAGCUUGACCGACUGCACCAAUUCACCCACUUUCAUCAUAUCUCAACACCACGGCUCCUCUAUUAUUCCACAGCUCAAUCCGCUCUUAACCACUCCAUUCGACCUACUCAUCUCCGCUGUCUAAUUUUCGUCGCUAUUUCUUUGUGCCCGAGGUCUCCCAUGGCCUUUGUCAACCGCUGACAGGCCACUGGGACGGCUUCGGCCAGACCCCGCAGUUUCCACGACCACCAAACGGCGGUGCAACGAAGAGAACAUUCCCCAGCGCACUCCGUUUGUACCACCAUAGAACCUGACCUCCCCCCUUCUCAGUAUGAGACGUCAAGAGAGUUGACAUCAAUCUUCGAGAGUGUCUGCAAAGGAUGCCCUUUGAAAGAGACCCCGAGCAGACACCAGCUAUCUUGGCUUCCCAAUAUGCUAUCCCGACUGACGAUCCAUCACCCGCCAACAAUUACACCACAAUGCCUUCCAGUCCUUCGAGUCCUUCAAGAGAUUCCUUCGCCACUCGGUUGCAGAUAUACUCGACACAGGUUCCGAAGGCGUGGGUCAGCCCAAUAUGUGGUGCCGGAGCAGGCCUCGCUUCUGGUAUCGUGACUUGCCCACUCGAUGUGAUCAAGACGAAACUACAAGCCCAGGGAGGUUUCGCUAAAAGAAAUGCAACCCCAGGGCACCCAACCACGUCACACAUAUAUAAAGGUAUGGUCGGAACCACUCGAGUCAUUUGGCGGGAAGAGGGCAUACGGGGCAUGUACAGGGGUCUGGGUCCUAUGUUGCUGGGGUAUCUACCUACAUGGGCGGUCUAUUUGACUGUAUACGAGAAUACAAGAGAGUUUUGGUACGAUAAAUGCGGGAGCUGGUGGCUAGCACGAUGCUACUCAUCCUUGACCGCUGGCGCGUGUUCGACGAUCCUGACAAAUCCAAUCUGGGUCAUCAAAACUCGCUUCAUGACUCAAAGCACCAAAGCGGCCAGCGAUGGAAUGCGCGCCCCUUACUACUACACGUCCACGUUCGACGCUGCCAAGAAGAUGUAUCAGCAUGAAGGAAUGCGAUCAUUCUACUCUGGCCUAACCCCAGCUCUACUUGGGUUGACACACGUCGCGGUACAGUUCCCGCUAUACGAGUAUUUCAAGAUGAAGUUUACGGGGUUCGGUAUCGGCGAGCAUCCAGCUCAAGACAGCAGUGCCAACUGGGCUGGUAUAUCGGCCGCCACGUUCCUGAGCAAGGUGUGCGCCAGCACGGCCACAUAUCCCCAUGAGGUCCUCCGCACUCGGCUCCAAACCCAGCAACGCAGGACUGGUAUGUCCACUUCCGACGGCUUGUCGGUAAAGGCACAGUACAAAGGCAUCGUCCAUAUGUGCCGAGUCAUCCUCAAAGAGGAAGGCUGGAGGGCCUUUUAUGCCGGCAUAGGCACGAAUCUCAUCCGAGCGGUUCCGGCCGCCAUGACGACAAUGCUCACAUAUGAAUGGUUACAGAGUACGAUGCAUCGUGCUCAGGAGAAAGGAGAACAACUAAAGCAGGAAGCUCAUGGUUCGCCAAUAUGAGCUGUGGAGAUCACCUGCAACUGGAUCUUCGCAUGGCGUUGGAAGGAGUUCCGGCGCUGGGUGCCCGUCAUAGACAGGCACUUGGUUCUACGCACUUUUUUUAGGCGCGCCAUGUCUUAUGCACGCGGCUCAGGUCAGCUUCACGUGACGUUGAACACUUUUAGAGUCGGAGUUGAACAUCAUGUCGUCCACAAUACGGAUCACGCCGGCUGAACAGUUUGCUUAGAUGCACAAGGAGACAUGGAAAGCAAGGUACGAGGGCCGAGGAAGGCUACCAUCGAGGCCACAUCGAUGCCAUGCCGUCAUCGGAGACAAGAGGAUAUGGGCUCACAGGCCACAUUAUCACUAUGA
Molecule: messenger RNA, 1932 nt
Organism: Exophiala viscosa
Lineage: Eukaryota; Fungi; Ascomycota; Eurotiomycetes; Chaetothyriales; Herpotrichiellaceae
Product: MC family mitochondrial carrier protein
Exons: 1
Coding region: 403-1581 (392 amino acids)
Biological process (GO): pyrimidine nucleotide import into mitochondrion
Cellular component (GO): mitochondrion
Molecular function (GO): pyrimidine nucleotide transmembrane transporter activity
Source: RefSeq, a predicted model, not a curated record